AUGAACCUUCCCAAGCAUCUCUUUCGUGCGCCAGCGCGCUGCUUGAUGUCACUGCUAUUCAUCCUGUCCGGCGUCUCCAAGCUCACCUCAGUGGCACAAACACAACAAUACAUGGAAGCAUAUGGUGUUCCCGGGAUUUUGAUCUGGCCUGCCGCAGCUCUCGAAAUCACCGGUGGGACCAUGGUGCUGACUGGCACCUUCACGACUCCAGUAUCCAUCGUUCUCUCCGCAUGGUGUCUCCUCACUGCGGCGAUUUUCCACAAAGACCUCAAGGACCAGACACAAAUGAUCAUGUUUCUCAAAAACAUGGCCAUGGCGGGUGGUUUCCUGGUGCUGGCUGAAAGCGCAACCGAGGUUUGGAACCCGAAAGCGGCAACGGGAGAUCCGGAAGAAUCGAGUAGGCGUUGA
This is a messenger RNA of Cladophialophora carrionii CBS 160.54, 408 nucleotides long. RefSeq lists its product as uncharacterized. The transcript has a single exon. Gene Ontology annotation, cellular component: plasma membrane. Bases 1 to 408 code for a protein of 135 amino acids. Lineage: Eukaryota; Fungi; Ascomycota; Eurotiomycetes; Chaetothyriales; Herpotrichiellaceae. The record is from RefSeq and is a predicted model, not a curated record.